Brienomyrus brachyistius is the source of this 3203-nucleotide messenger RNA. It is a transcript of the gene frk, whose product is annotated as fyn-related Src family tyrosine kinase. The record is from RefSeq and is a predicted model, not a curated record. Lineage: Eukaryota; Metazoa; Chordata; Actinopteri; Osteoglossiformes; Mormyridae. Gene Ontology annotation, biological process: protein phosphorylation; cell differentiation; innate immune response. Gene Ontology annotation, cellular component: extrinsic component of cytoplasmic side of plasma membrane. The transcript is spliced from 8 exons. Gene Ontology annotation, molecular function: ATP binding; non-membrane spanning protein tyrosine kinase activity; signaling receptor binding. Bases 273 to 1772 code for a protein of 499 amino acids.
CUACAGGUGAAUGAAUUCAGGAAAACCAGGAAACAGUCAAAGUUAAAUGCUAGGCAUAUAUACGGGCAAUCAGCUCACUGAGCUCAGGGCAGGGUUAAGGUGCUAAGUUUCUUUCGAAAGACUAGUAUCACAUAUUCACUACAGCUGGUAGAGAAUGGAUGAAAACUGAAGCUUUAGUGAGAUUUAGGGCAGUCGGCGCGCACCUUCGGGGUCACAUUAUGUGACCCGAAUUAACGUGUUCAGAUGAGAAAUUCCAGCUUUAUUAGUUAGUGAUGGAUAUCCCUCAAUACUGCUUGAUCUGCAUCCGCAGACUCUGCCCGUGUCUGAUCAAACCUUCGGCGGACGCAGAACCUCCUGCGCAGAAGAUCGAGCCGUCUGCGCCGAACUUCACCCGGCCGCUGCCCCCCUUGCCGGAGGAACACCGCUUCUAUGUCGCCCUGUACGACUAUACAGCCCGCACGGACGACGACCUGAGCGUCAGGGCCGGCGACAACCUGGAAGUGCUGCAUAAACACACGGAGGAGUGGUGGAUCGUCAGGGCGCUGACCGGCAUAUCGGCCAGUAAGGAGGGAUACGUGCCGUCAAAUUACUUGGCGGCCCAGGAAAGUGUAUAUGCGGAGCCGUGGUAUUUUCCGGAUACCAAGAGGGCAGAUGCAGAGAAGUUGCUAUUGUGUGACAGAAAUGUUCAUGGCGCCUUCCUUAUCAGAGAACGUGAAAGUCAGAGAGGAGAGCUGUCACUGUCAGUGCUGGACGAUGGGAAGGUGAAACACUACAAAGUGCUAAGAAGCACCGACGGAGAAUACUACAUAUCGAAGAGCCACACAUUUAGGACUCUUAAGGAUCUCGUGAGGCACUACUCCAUAGAUGCUGGCGGCCUUUGCGUGCGUCUCACCGUGCCAUGCAAGAAGCUGCAAGCCCCGCAGACCCACGGGCUCUCCUACAACACAGUGGAUAAGUGGGAGAUCGACCGCAAAUUGAUCAAGCUCAUAAGGAAGCUGGGGAAUGGUCAGUAUGGUGAGGUCCACGAAGGUCUUUGGAACAACACCACCCCAGUGGCAGUCAAAACUCCCAAACCAGGUACCAUGGACCCCAAGGACUUCCUCCAAGAGGCCGCCAUAAUGAAGAAGCUGCGACAUCCCAAACUGAUCCAGCUCUAUGCCGUCUGCACGCUGGAGGAGCCCAUUUACAUCAUCACUGAGCUGAUGAAGAACGGGAGCCUGCUGGAAUAUUUACGGGAUGACGAAAGGGAUAAAAUUACCCUUUCAGAGCAGAUUGAAAUGGCUGCCCAGGUCGCUUCUGGGAUGGCCUAUCUCGAGCAACAGAACUACAUUCAUAGAGAUUUGGCAGCCAGGAAUGUACUGGUGGGAGAGAAUAACAUCUGCAAGGUGGCUGACUUCGGCCUGACUAGAGUCUUCCUGGAUGAGAAUUAUUACGAAGCAAAUGAGAAUUGCAAGUUCCCGGUCAAAUGGACGGCGCCUGAAGCGAUCCAUUUCAAAAAGUUCAGCAUUAAAUCUGAUGUAUGGUCCUUUGGAGUCCUUCUGCAUGAAAUCAUGACCUUUGGGCAGAUUCCCUAUCCAGAAAUGAGCAACAUGGAGGUGGUGCAGCAGCUCUCCAAAGGUUACAGAAUGUUCUGCCCGGCCUCGUGUCCGAAAGGCCUGUAUGAUAUCAUGAGGGACUGCUGGAAGGACGAGGCGUGCGACAGGCCCACCUUCGAGACACUGCUGUGGGAGCUAGAGGGCUUUUUUGAUAUGGACCCAACAUCUUAUUCCUAAAUCUGUGGAAGAAGCAAGUCGGUAAUGGAAACGAAUGCAUCUUUAUUUUUACUACGGGUCUCAACCAAUAACGAUAAUUACACAGGUUGACCUUAGAUUUCAAAUUUUUAACAGGAUGAAAUAUCACAAUAUGUGAAGUGCAAUAUUCUGGUUAUUCCCCUGCAUUUGUUUCCCAGAGAAUUUAUUAUGUAAACCUAUUUUUUCAAGAAUAUAUAUUUUUUCCCUCCAAAUGUUCUGUUUAUUAAAAGGAAAAUAUUCAAAAUCUCAUUUAUUUAACAACAUUUGAACAGUGGUGCAUGUUGAUUGUAGAAUGAUGUAUAGUGGAUUUGUUACUAACAUUGUACUGUGAAUUCAUUUUUUGUUUCUUUUUCACUUUCUUUAAAAUUAAUUUUAUAAUGCUUAUACCUGUAAUUGUAAUCUUGCGGGUUUCUUUUUUUAAUAUGUAAAAUUACGAUAUCUACUAAGAAUUUGUUGUGUUUUUGUUUGUGUACUACAUUCCUGUAAAGGCAUUGCCUUCGCGCUCAGAAAAUGCUGAAAAAAAGUGCAUGCAGUUUGCCGCAUUAACCACCUGAUGGAGCCACAGCACGUUCCCUGACGGCAAUUGGCUGAAGAACCGGCUGCUGACAAAACAUGAAGCGGAGACCGCAUGUUUCACACGCGCUCUUCCGCAUGUUUCACACGCGCUCUUACGCAUGUUGUCACCGCUGCAGCUUCUGCCAACAUACAGCUAAUUGAAAGCACACAGCUCCAAUUUAACUGUUGUAAAACUUGCAGUAGAUUUAUUUUCUUCAUGCGGAUUUUUAAAACUCAUUGGCAUGGGACGUACAUAACGUAUUACAUUUUGUGCUGUACAGACAUGGGAGAGGAAGGGAAUUUUCCUUUUCCAUAAUAUUCCAGCAAGGGCACUUACUAAAUCUCCCGUGUAACAGCUAAACUCUGGGCUUGUCCCGCUUAUUCCUGGAGCCGCAGCCUGCGCUGUAUAUCAGUCUGGCUUAAUGAACUCUACCAAUCAAAGGCUUACUGAAAAUCCCCAACAUUCCCUUGGCUUUUAUAUCGGCUUCAAAAUAAUAUCCAUUGCGUAUUUCCUACGUGGCAUUUAUGCACUGCAUCAUAAAAACUGACUACUACACUAUCUGCUCUCCUAGGCAAGUGGAUUACGCUUUAUUUACUUUGUGUUACAAAGCAACAGGAAUAUGAUUCUCCAUCCAUCCAUCUAUGCUCACUUGUCCUGAGCAUCGUUGGAGACUCUCAUACUCUGGGCCAGUAAUGCGGAGGAAAGAGCGAAUCCAUAUAUAUACCGUUAACUUAAUGAUUAUUAAGUCCAAAGUAAUAAGUCUUUAUCAAGACAAAAGGGAAAAUAUCUAAAUGCGUCAUUUUGCUAAUGUCCUGUAUCUGUUUAAUAUGUAUUAAAUGGACAGAAAUGGCAUAUUA